AUUGUUUGGUAUCCUAAUAUGAUGAAAUAUUUGAUUUGAAUUACCACCUUUCCAUUCCAUGGCGGCGGCGUGGCAUUUUAUCAAACACCUGACCCUCUCCCGCCCCCUAAUAAUGCGUAUAUCACCUUCUCCUCUCUCAUUCUCAUCAUCACUUCCUUUUCUCUUCAAACAUCACCACAAAGUCAGUAGUCACCACCAUUGUUCUUCUUCUUCCGCCGCUCUACCACAUAAGUCUUCUUCAACUCCCUAUCUUUCAGUUCUCAUUCACUGUUCUAAAGAUAAUGCAGAUGUGCUUGGAGAUGCGCUUUUAUGCUUUGGUGCAACUUCUGUUAGCAUCGAUCAAAAUGAUCAUGUCGCUCAAACAAUAGAUGAGAUUUGCAUUACUUCUAUCUACCCUGAAGAUGAGGAUAUUAAUUUGAGCAUUUCCCAUGCAUUUGAUUCUAUUGGUUUCAAAGAGAAACCAAGAUAUGAAAUUAAAGCUAUUGAGGAGGAGGACUGGAUUAAGAGAUCUCAGGAAUCGUUUCAUCCAGUUGAAAUUACUAAAGGGCUGUGGGUGGUGCCUGAGUGGAGUACUCCACCUGAUGUUCAAGCAACAAAUAUAAUGCUCAAUCCCGGACAUGCAUUUGGAACAGGAGAACAUGCCACCACUAAACUUUGUCUAUUGCUCUUGCAUGAUUGUAUAACAGGGGGAGAAUACAUCCUAGACUAUGGCACGGGCUCUGGGAUUCUUGCCAUUGCAGCUCUUAAGUUCGGUGCUGCCUUUGCAGUUGGAGUUGAUGUAGAUGCACAAGCAAUUGCAUCAGCAUAUCAAAAUGCUGCGCUGAACAACAUUGGACCAGACAGAAUACAACUGCAGUUGAUAGCUGGUGAAAAUUCUUUAUCCUCCAAAGAUGAUCAGACAUCUGGAUUUGUAGAGGGAGAAAAUACGCAUGAGAUACAAACUAUUACCGACAAGGAUAAGUAUGAUGUGGUCAUUGCAAAUAUACUCUUAAAUCCUUUGUUAGAUAAUGCUGAUCAAAUUAUCUCUCGUGCAAAGCCGGGAGCAGUUAUUGGUCUCUCUGGUAUAUUAUCUGAACAGGUUCAUCAGAUCAUAAAUAAAUAUUCACCCUUCUUAGAAGGCAUAGAAGUUUCCAAAUUGGACGACUGGGCCUGCGUGAGUGGUAGGAAAACUAGUAGUUUGGUAGUUCCCAGCCAAUCUCAAUGGUGACACUCAUAUUCUGUAUGUUGUUGGGAGAGAGGAAUAUAUAAAAUUGCUUUGAUGUUUUUGGUCCAUAUCUUAGGUUGUUGUUAUAUGUAAUUUUUAAAGAUGACUUGAUAUAUCAUGUUAUAACUGAUCGAUUGUUUAUUUAUGUUUAUAUAAACUAUAAGAGAA
Messenger RNA from Medicago truncatula (barrel medic), 1372 nucleotides. RefSeq names its product ribosomal protein L11 methyltransferase. NCBI's taxonomy places the organism in Eukaryota, Viridiplantae, Streptophyta, Magnoliopsida, Fabales, Fabaceae. The record is from RefSeq and is a predicted model, not a curated record. Gene Ontology annotation, molecular function: protein-lysine N-methyltransferase activity. The transcript is spliced from 7 exons. Bases 59 to 1207 code for a protein of 382 amino acids. Gene Ontology annotation, biological process: peptidyl-lysine trimethylation. Gene Ontology annotation, cellular component: mitochondrion.